Mytilus trossulus (common blue mussel) is the source of this 2054-nucleotide messenger RNA. RefSeq names its product neurogenic locus notch homolog protein 1-like. The transcript has 11 exons. Bases 163 to 1404 code for a protein of 413 amino acids. Lineage: Eukaryota; Metazoa; Mollusca; Bivalvia; Mytilida; Mytilidae. The record is from RefSeq and is a predicted model, not a curated record. Gene Ontology annotation, molecular function: carbohydrate binding; Notch binding.
AUUUUUUGUUAUAUCAAAGAAGAUGUCAGUGAUUGGAAAUGAUACAAAAGAACUACCAUAACGACGAAAUGUUGGUUUUUAAGGCAGUAUAUAUAACGAGGGAAAACAUAUAAAUCGUCAUUAUGUAGUUGCUGUUAAUAACUGCAAUAAACCAUAAACACGAUGAAGUUGCAGAUACUUUGCGUAAUUGGUUUUAUCUGUGGUGUUAGUUGUAUCAACCAAAAUAUUUUCAGAAAAUAUUUAGAGUUACGACAACAAAGAUUGUUGGCACGAGGUAAAAAAAAUAGCGAGAGUAAAGAGAAUGACAUUUUUGACGAUGAUGAAGUGGUGACAAUAAAUUGCGACGAAGGGGAGGUAAUCAGUGUGGAAAACGCAAACUAUGGUAGUCCAGCAAAACCCCAUAAACCGAGAAAAGGCGGUAAAGGCAGUAAAGGCGGCAAAUCUAAAAAAGAUCAAUGCAGCGACCCACAGUCCUUAGCGAAAGUAAAGGGUGCAUGUAAUGGAAAACAAACAUGUGAAUUUACAGUCAGUGACCUUUUCAAUGAAGACGAUUGUAUAAACGAGGAGAUGCUUGCAGCAAUGUCAGGGUCAAAGUCCAGCAAUAAUAUGCAACUCUGGUUUGGCUACCAAUGCAAACCAAAUCCAUGUUUAAGCUUUUACUGUGCACAUGACGGUACUUGUGAACUAGCCAAUCUUUUAGAUUUGACCCCACAAUGUAAUUGCAUGGGCGACUGGACUGGUGACCAUUGUGACGAUGACCCAUGUGAAACAGAUCCAAAACCAUGUCCUGAAAAAAGCACGUGUUCAAUCAAAAGUGAUGGAAGUGCCAGUUGUUGUUGUGAUGAAGAAUAUACAGGAGAUCAAUGCGACGUAUUAGUGGAUGCAUGUACCGUUAAUCCCUGUCAAAAUGGUGGACAAUGUACCCUAGAUAGCCAAGGACUUCCUGUGUGCACCUGUGUAUCUGAUUUUGAUGGAACAUUUUGUGAUGUAAAUUGUCAAUGGCCAAUGAGUUCAUGCCCUACAGGUUUUACCGAGAUACCCACGGGUAGUAGGAAUUGCUAUUAUACGUGUGAUACAGAAACUAGUUGGCUUGGUGCAGUGUUCGAGUGUCGGGCACAGGGUGCAUAUCUUUGGGAACCAAAUACUCCAACAGAGCUCACUGCUAUUGGUCAAGUUCUGGAUGGAGCCGACAGAUAUUGGACUGGUGCAUCAGAUCAGACUGAUGAAGGCACGCCUACCUUCGAACUUGGAUCUUUAGGCGCAUUGACUCUUUCACCUGAUAGUAAUGGUGCUAAUUCAGACUGUGUAGCAUAUGAACCAGGAGACGAUUUAAUUUACAGAACAUGUCAAACUCAAAGAAAAUGCGUUUGUGAGAUACAGAUUCCCUGUGCAACUCAAAACUAGACAGAAACGAUAAAAGACCGUCAUUGAACAUCUAAGCUGCUAUAAAUAACUCACCUACCCUUAUGAUCCUUUCCGAAUAACUUGAGAAGUUGUAAUUGUAUAGUGGCAGCAUCCUUUUGUAAUGAAAUAUAUACUAAUUACCAUUCUGCCAUGUUUUAUCAUCUCUUUUUGUAGAUUGUACUUAUUUGAACUAUAGUUAUGAUUUUACAACUGAGCGUAGACAAUUGUGAUCGAAGCGUUUUCUGAUCUGCCUUCUUUAGUUAUAUGGCUACGUUGUAACUUUAAGAAUCAUUAGAAUUCAUUAAAAAUUUCUGUUGUAUAUUGUUGAUAUCACUAGAUGAAGAUCUUUGUUGAUUAAUGAUGUAUCUCUGUGUAUUGUUGAUAUCACUAGAUGAAGAUCUUAGUUUAUUAAUGAUGGAUCUCUGUGUAUUGUUGAUAUCACUAGAUGAAAAUCUCUGUUGAUUAAUGAUGUAUCUCUGUGUAUUGUUGAUAUUACUAGAUGAAAUGCUUAGUUGAUUAAUGAUGUAUCUCUGUGUAUUGUUGAUAUCACAAGACAAUUGUGAUCGAAGCGUUUUCUGAUCUGCAUUCUUUAGUUAUAUGGCUACGUUGUAACUUUAAAAAUCAUUAGAAUUCAUUAAAAAUUUCUUCUG